AGCCCGUCUGCCUAGGGAGACUAGUAGCUGUUUGUUUCUGGCAAGGAAGAACAGUCUGUAAACAGCGCCCCUUUACCGGAAACUUCUGUUCUCAAAUGUUCAGUUUAGCGUGCAGCACUGGUGAAUUUAGCUGGAAUGUCUCAUACAAAUCUUUAUCAUAAUAGUUGACGAGUAAACAUACAUCGAAGGCAUAUGCAAGCAAAUUGACAUGGAAAUGAACGUGCAGUACAAAGGACAGUAGCCUAGUCGGCCUCUAGACAAGAGGAGGAAAUCGGUCGCAGCCUGUCAGAACACGUUUUGGAGGAGGGCACCAUGGACAACAAAAAGAGACGGACCAUUGCAAAGCCGGAUCUUUGCAAAAAGAGACGGACCAAGAGACCUGAGUGGAAAAAGAAUGUCCUUGGCACCAAGCCAUGUAUUAGAAAGAUGAUGGGCCAGCGUUGUCCACCAUCAACAUCCUGUCUCCGGUGUAGGGAGAGCCCUAAGACUUCUCCCCUCACUGCCACGCCUGGACAGAUACCACAAGAAAGCAACGGGGAAACAAGUCUAGGAGAUCAACCAACCACUGAGCAGACACAAGCGUCACCCCCCCUUCCACAUCUUCCUCAUCCCCACCUUUCCACUCUGUCGUCCUCUGUUUCACCACACGUUCCCUCUGUUUCACUGGGCCCUCCUCUCCCGUCAUCCAUUUCACCAGUCUCCUCCCCCCCAUCCUCUGUUUCACUGGGCCCUCCUCUCCCGUCAUCCAUUUCAUCAGUCUCCUCCUCCCCAUCCCUCAUGUUAACACAACAUGCUCUUGGACAUUCCUACGCAGCCCAGACUGGAGGCAGUAACGUUGCGCCACACUUCAACAACAACUAUAUUGGAGGCUCUGUUUAUAUUAACGUGCCAUCUCAGCAGAGAGUGGACGUGUCAGUGGCUCCACAAGGCAGUGAUCAAGAGGAUGCUCUCCUACAGAGAGUCAAAGAGAAGCAUAAAGCCAGAAUGAAAAGCCGCUGUGAACACCUGUUUGAAGGCAACGCCAGAAAUGAAACUCUUCUCAACAAUAUUUACACAAAACUCUACAUCACAGCAGGAGAGACUGAAGGGGUCUGUAACAAACAUGAGGUGUUGCAGAUUGAGACAGCAUCCAGAACAUGCACAUCAGAAGACACUCCUAUCAACUGCAACGACAUCUUUAAACCUUUACCUGGACAGGACAAACUAAUCACAACUGUGAUGACCAAGGGCAUUGCUGGGAUCGGAAAAACAGUCACUGUCCAAAAGUUCAUCCUUGACUGGGCAGAAGGAAAAGCCAAUCUGCAUCUGGAUUUUAUAUUUCUGCUUCCUUUCCGGGAUUUGAAUUUGGUCGAAAAACAGUCCAGUCUUCAUAGCCUUCUGUGUGGCUUCCACCAUGAACUUAGAGAAAUAGAGGAUGCAAAGAAAAUUGCAGGUUGUCAAGUUCUGCUUAUCUUUGAUGGUCUGGAUGAAAGCCGACUUCCACUGGAUUUCAAUCGAAACAAGAUAUUGUUUGACAUGGCAGAAGAAGCGCCCAUUGAUGUGCUAUUGACAAAUCUUAUUAAGGGGAAUCUGCUACACAGUGCUCGCCUCUGGAUAACCUCCCGACCAGCAGCAGCCAAUCAGAUCCCCAGGAAGAACAUAACACAGAUGACAGAAGUGCGUGGGUUCAAUGACUCACAGAAGGAAGAGUACUUCAGGAAGAGAUUCUAUUCGGAUGCGAACCUGGCCAACAGAAUCAUCUCCCACAUAAAAACAAAAAGGAGCCUCAACAUCAUGUGCCAGAUUCCAGUCUUCUGCUGGAUCACUGCUAUGGUUCUAGGGGAGAUGUUGACAGAUAACUGCAAAGAAAUCCCUAAAACCCUUUCUGAGAUGUUCACACACUUCGUGCUCAUUCAGACAAACCUGAAGAACCAGAAGUAUCAUAACAGCAAUGAGACAGAUGCGCGGAGGAUCAAAGAAUCGGAUAAAGAGAUCAUUCUAAAGCUGGCCAAGCUAUCUUUUGAACACCUGAAGAAAAGCAAUCUCAUAUUUUAUGAGAAGGAUCUGAGAGAGUGUGGCAUUGACAUCAAUGCAGCGUCAGUGCAAUCUGGAUUGUGCACAGAAAUCUUUAAACAAGAAGAUGGGCUCUACUGCGAGAAAGUCUACUGCUUUGUGCAUUUCACCAUCCAGGAAUACUUUGCCGCUCUGUAUUUGCUCUGCUGCUACUCAACCGAUAACCUGCGUGUGUUGGAGUCUUUCCUCUGUAAGAGGUUUGUUGAGGAAGACCUGGAAGAAAGUUCUGUGACUCUGUUGGGCGAUAACGGAGACCGUUCAGAUGCUUCACAGAGCAAUGAGUCUGGAGAAAGUCUGGAGUCCACUACUGAAGAAAACUCAACUCUGGAGGAAGAGCCUGAGGAACACUCAGAGUCAUUCAAUGACGAUGAGGCUGAAGAAGUGUCUGACUGUGAGUCUUCAAAGCUGGUUCUACAUAGGAAACCAUCCUUCCAUGUGUUACUGAAGAGCGCAGUGCUCAAUGCCUUGGAGAGUGUGAAUGGACAUCUGGACCUUAUGCUCCGCUUCCUUCUUGGCCUCUCACUGGACUCCAAUCAGAGACUCCUACAAGAUCUACUGCCAGAGAUGCAGAACUAUGCAGAUAGUGUUGAAGAAACAAAUGAUUACAUAAAGGAACAGCUGAGGUUGCACAACUCCCCUGAGAGAUCCAUUAACCUUGUAUACUGCUUGGCUGAAAUAAAUGACAAUACACUUCUUGAAAAGGUUGAAGUGUACCUGAGGUCAGGAAAUCGUGGAGGAACAAAGCUCUCACCUGUAAAAUGCACAGCUCUGGCAUAUGCGCUGAUGUCAGGGCAGAUUCUGGAUGAGUUUGACCUAAAGAAGUACAACACUUGUGAGGAGGGACAAAAGAGGCUGAUUCCAGUUAUCAAGAACUGCAGAAACGCUUUACUUGCUGGCUGUAACAUCACAGAGAGGUCUUGGGGAGUAGUGGCCUCGGCUCUAAAGUCAAACUUACUGCGAAAGCUGGACCUGAGUUACAAUGACUUGCAGCACUCCAGUAUGGAUCUGCUCUGUGAUGGGUUGCGUAGUCAACACUGUAAACUGGUGAUCUUGAGGCUGUCAUCCUGUGGCAUCACCGAGAAAGGCUGUGCUUCUCUGGCUUCAGCUCUAUGUUCAAACCCAUCACACCUGAGAACGCUGGUACUCAGUGACAAUAACCUGCACAAUUCAGGAGUGAAGCGGCUCUCUGCUCUUCUGGGGAAUAAACUUUGUGAACUGGAGACACUGAUGCUUUCUGGCUGUCUUGUCUCAAUGGAAGGAUGUGCUUCUCUGGCUUCAGCUCUGAGAUUAAACCCCUCACACCUGCGACAGCUGGAUCUGAGCUACAAUCACCCAGGAGACAGAGGAGUGAGACUGCUCUCUGAUGUACUGGACAAUCCACGCUUCAUACUAAAUGUGGAACAUAAUGAAGAGUGCUACUUAAAACCAGGCCUGAAGAAGUAUGCCUGUGUGCUCACACUGGACCCUAACACAGCUCACAAAAAGCUCUCUCUGUCUAACAACGGAAGAACUGUGACAUGGGAGGAUGACGAUCAUCUGUGUUUGUCUCACACAGAGAGAUUUAAUGACUGUCCUCAGGUGCUGUGUAGAGAGGGUCUGACUGGGUGCUGUUACUGGGAGGCAGAGUGUAGUGAGAAAGGGUUUCAUAUAGGUGUGGCAUAUAAAGACAUGAGCAGGGUUGGGAAAGGGCAUAACUGUUUGCUUGGUUGCAAUGACAAAUCCUGGAGCCUGAGACUCCUCAAACUUAGAGUCCUCAAACUCUCUGUCUGGCACAAUAAUGAGAGCACAGCCAUACCUGCCCCCUCUUCCAGCACUGACAGAGUUGGGGUGUAUCUGAAUUCCUCACAGGGCACUCUGUCCUUCUACCUAGUCUACUCUGAGACUCUGACCCACCUGCACACAUUCCACUCCACCUUCACUGAACCACUCUAUCCAGCAUUUUUUGUCAAUGACUAUUCAUCAGUGUCCCUGUGCUUGGUCUGAAAUUGGCCCAGAGAUGAGGAGAAAAGGAGGAUGCUGUUGAAUGUUUACUAAUAAACUGCUGUCCUCCUGAGUCCAUGACAGAGAUGGAGUCAAGACCAUAUCCAGUUCAACAGGGAUCAGUUGACCAAGGAAAAUAAAUUGAAAUACUCAAUUCAUAUUUUCCAUAAUGGUUUGAUAUUUUGUCCCCCGGUACACUUCAAAAUUACAAACAUUUCAGUGUUUAGAAAGAACCUCGAUUCGCGAUGUGUUCGUAUCUCUGAGGUCCUACUGUAUAUGAACUGCAUAUUUCUUAUUCAGUAUAGGGGUUGAAAGUUUGACCUAUGUUGUUGCGUUCAGAUACAAGGGGAGCUUCUCCUUUGCUUUUUUCUUUAUAUUGUUCUCAGGGUUCGAGGUGUUUUUAUUUUUGAAUAAUAAUAAUGGAAAUACAUUUUAUCAAACUAUUAAACGUACAGUAUAUA
Molecule: messenger RNA, 4493 nt
Organism: Coregonus clupeaformis (lake whitefish)
Lineage: Eukaryota; Metazoa; Chordata; Actinopteri; Salmoniformes; Salmonidae
Product: NACHT, LRR and PYD domains-containing protein 3
Exons: 11
Coding region: 313-4035 (1240 amino acids)
Molecular function (GO): protein binding
Source: RefSeq, a predicted model, not a curated record